Messenger RNA from Anopheles coluzzii, 2478 nucleotides. RefSeq lists its product as uncharacterized. Lineage: Eukaryota; Metazoa; Arthropoda; Insecta; Diptera; Culicidae. Bases 608 to 1981 code for a protein of 457 amino acids. The transcript is spliced from 4 exons. The record is from RefSeq and is a predicted model, not a curated record.
CACAUUUCUACCACCAGCAAUGCAUGUUCUAUUCACAUUUCGGUAAACUGGAACGCGUCCCACGGUAGGCAACGUUCUUUGCUUUUUCGGAACACAUCACCUCAAUUGACAUUCCCAGUAUGUUCCGGACGUCAACAAACCCUCGGCACGCAACGGGACAGCCAUCAACAGGUGCGUCGCCGGCAUUCUGUUUGGCGUACAUAAACAACGGCAAUGGCAGGGCUGGCUGUCGGUUUCACCAUCGCUACGCCGAAAGGAAAAACCAUAGCAACCCCCGGGCCGGCUUUCCGGUCGGUUGUCAACGGCAACGGCUGUAGACGGUAUACGACGCCACCCGUUUCAAUCAACGGUUGGCACUUUGGCGUGCAUUCACUCGCCGGGCACCGAUUGCAGCGAAACGCGUUGGAGCGGAAAAUCCGAGAGUUCUCGUUUGUGGGGUUUUUUUGUGCUGGAAAGUAAAGAAAGAUUGGGACACUUUUCGUGCACGGUUGGUUUGUUCUGGAAGCACAGCACCUUGCGGUGGUUGACACACAAAGAAAAGUGUUCUACACUUGGUGCCGCUAGUUGCCCGGUAAGAAACCCGGACAGGAACGGAAAACAAUACAGCAUGGAUCCGGUGCUACUCGAGCGCGAACGCGUUCUGUUCCGGCUGAACGAGGAAAUAAACGCCAAGUCACGGGGCCUGUUCGAGCUGAACGAGAACGUCAGCUGGAUGACAACGAAGCGCCGGUUGCGCCACGGCCUGAAGAAGCUGAACAAUGUGGCGGCGGCGGCGGCGGCGACGGCGGUGGUCGGGCCGGGCGAUGAGUCGUCCUCCUCCGAGCUGGGCGCUUCGAUCGAUACGACCGAUAAGGAAAGUGGAAUCGGUGGUGGAAGUGUGGGCGGCAGUGGCGGUGGCAGUGCUGCUGCCGGUGCUUCGGACGAGGACCCGGAAUGUGAGGAACGCUCGUCGGCCGUCAUCUUUGCGGUGGUGCGCGAUGGGGAGAAGGAUACGUACGGUGGAGGUGUCCAGGAACCGGCCAGCACGUUGACGACCCUCACCGAGAUUCGGUGCGACGCAAUACAGGAAGAGUGCACGCGGGCCAAUAACAGUAACACUACCACCACCAACCAGCAGCUGCAGCUGGUGAAGGUCACGACCGUUUCGGUGGAGCGCAAGGUAAGCAAUGGCCAGCGGGGCAGUGGUAGCGGUGGUGGUGUAGGCGGUGGCCCCGGUCCGGGUGGUGGAAUGCUGAUCGCAAGCAAAUCGGUGACAUCGGCCGGGACGGCGGCUCGCAAUCUCAGCAAAAACAUGGCCGACGUCGUACCGAAGGUGCUGGAGAAGAAGAACAUCAGCUCGGAGGGACUGAUCAAGUUUCUCAAGUCCAAAGUCGCCAUCCUUCAGACCGAGCUGGAAGCGAGCCAGAAGCAGAACGAGGCGAAUGUCAAGGAUCUUAAUUUGGCGCUCGAUCGGUUGAAGCAGCUCGAGGCGGUGAAGGAACAGCUGCUGACGAAGAAUGGGGCGCUCGAGCGCACGGUCAAGAAGUACGAGGAGCGCAACGUGGAGCUGGACAAACUGCUAAAGGAAAAGGACGCCCAGCUGAACGUCUCGGCGAAGGAGCUGUACGGUGCGCGGUCCGAGAUACGCAACCUUGCCAACCACAACCAAACGCAGGACCGGCGGCUGCUCAAGGCGCAGGAGGAGGUCGAAAGUUUGCGCAUCAAGCUGAGCAUUGCGAACGACUCGGAAAAGGAAACACGGGACGCCGCCCGACAGGAACGGCUCACGUACGAGAAGCAGAUUCGGCAACUGCGCAAACAGCGAACCGAGGUGCUGGCCGACUACAAGAAGCUCCUGCUCAGCGUGGACCAGCUGAAGAAGCAACAGUUCAACCAGGAACAGUCGAAGCAGAUGAACGAUUUCGAGCAGGACUAUCUGCGGCAUCUGGACGGGGCGGCAACAUCACCACCACCACCAGCAUCGCGACCGUCAGUGCAGUAGGGCCCCGUUGAGUGCAAGUUCGAGCUUCGAUAAUAAAGUAACCCUAGCAUAGAUUCCUCUCUUAUGCCUUCGUACAAGUCACCCGUUCACGCCCUUUUAAUCGGUCAUCACGCUUUUAAGACACCGCAAAUGGUGGGGGAGCUGAGAAAGGGGGAGGCUUUUUUCCGAUUAGUCAUUCCACGACCGGAACGACAAUUCGCAAAAAGACCCAGGGCAGGAGAGCGAUGCACGUUUGCAUUCCAAUGCCUCGAUGCAGCUUGUCGAUUUGGGGUGGACGGGGUUUUGGUGGGGUGUGCAAUGGAGACAACUGGAAGGCAGGCAUGUGUGUUCUUCCUGUAUCGAAUCAAUGCACCGAAUCGCUUGCAUAUGCACGAAGCCACUGUACAUCGCCUGUAAGACCGUUCCUGGAAAAUGGCCAAUAAAAGUCGUAAAGGGGUUGUUGGGCGAGCAACGAAAAUGCUGCAAAAACAUGCUCAAACGUACAGCGUCGGAGGCAG